Molecule: messenger RNA, 1392 nt
Organism: Micropterus dolomieu (smallmouth bass)
Lineage: Eukaryota; Metazoa; Chordata; Actinopteri; Centrarchiformes; Centrarchidae
Product: cytokine-dependent hematopoietic cell linker
Exons: 17
Coding region: 176-1240 (354 amino acids)
Biological process (GO): cell surface receptor protein tyrosine kinase signaling pathway; intracellular signal transduction
Source: RefSeq, a predicted model, not a curated record
UGGGCUGCUUAACACCAACAGUCUGUGGGAGGGAAAGAAAAACUGCAGAUCUAUUUCUGUAAUCAAAUACAUGCAACUAAAGAAACUGCUGGACACCACUGACGCAGGUGUGCUUGUUGUAAAAGUCUUCUAAAAAGCUGCAGAGAGAGAGAACAGCCAUGAGUCUGCUGUGAUAAUGGACCGCAGCAAGACAGACAGAAACAGAAACCAAAGACGCAUUAACCACAACAACGUCGAUGAGUCUGAGUACGAUGUGGUGGAUGACCAGGAGGAAGUCCUGAAUGUGCGCAUACUUCCUGCAAGGCCCAUAAAUGAUGAGAGAGAGUAUGCAGACAGGGAUCUGCCAAGGUCAUCAUCGGCUCAGAGCCUUUCAUCAAUGUCCGCUGGGAACUCCAGCAUCCUACCUAGAGAAAUCCCACUUACAUCAGGGCCUGCUGUCAACAGAGACCUGAAGCCCGGUAGAAGAAAGACCAGAUUACAUAAGAGGUUACCACCUGUACAGCCGGAAGCCCAGCCCUCACACAGGCGCUCUCCAUCACCUCCACCGUUGACCUUGCCAUUAGCGAAUAACUUCCCCAGACUAGCUCUACACGAACCCUGCAGGAGAGUUGGACAGAGAGCAACUAAAAAAGCAGAAUUCAGUUCACAUACCAAAGGUCUACAGAGUGUUGAAAGUGUUUCAGCCCUUCAUAACAAUCAAAGACAUUCUUUGGAUUUGGAGACUCACGAUAUAGAAAAAAGAUCACAACAAAAUCUAGAAAGGGUGUCAUCAAAACGUCAUCACCAUGAGUGGCCACAAACCAAAGAAGAUUUUGACCAACAUGACUUUGUUCCAAUGGAAAAGCCUCAACAGACCAACUGUGAAGAAGACUGGUAUGUUGGGGCUUGUAAUCGAGCAGAUGCUGAACACGCUUUACACCUGGUGAACAAGGAUGGGGCCUUUUUGGUACGAGACUGCUCUAUCAACUCCAACAGCGAACCCUUUGUAUUGGCUGUGUAUCACGAGAAGAAGGUUUACAAUGUAAAGAUUCGGUUCAUGGAGAGCACCAGCAAAUACGUCCUUGGUACAAGACAACGAUCAACUGAUAUGUUUGACUCUGUGGCAGAUAUCAUCAAGUUCCACUCCAUUUUCCCAAUAAUACUCAUCAGCGGGAGAAAUAUGACUGGAAGCAGAUACCCAGAAAACUGUGUGCUGACAUGUCCAAUAACGAGAAGGGAUGUUGACCAGCUGCUGCAAUAACACAUGCAUCAGUCCAGCAAACAUAACCUGUUUAAUCCCACCAUGUUUCUAUCAUUACUGCAUGUAACCCAAUACAUCCACCGCAGCUGACAAUGUGUAUACAGUUUGUUAAAGUGUUUGCUUGUGUCAAUAAAAAAAUGUGUUUCAUCUAA